AUGAAAUACUACAGCAUGUUCUUUCUAAGAAGAAGAACGUGGAUAUUAAAAGCUGUUCUAAUUUUGACCGCUCUGUGGUUUAUGAUUGCUUUAUUGACUACAAAUGGUGGUACGCGAAAUGCUAUCGGAGCACCCAAUAUUGAAUAUGAAGACGCAGAAGCAAAACCUCUUAAAAUGGCAAAGCCCACGUCUACGAAAAAGAAAAGUGAUCCAUACAGCAACAACUUGUCUGACGCUCGAGUCAAUUGGAUGGGUCGGAUCGCGGGGAACGAAGGGUUAGGAGUAAUUGCUGCUCCUGGUUCGGACAACGCACCGGGCGAACUGGGAAAACCGGUCGUUCUACCAACUAAUAUGAGCGAGGAUGCAAAACUAGCGGUGUCCGAGGGAUGGAAAAAAAACGCCUUCAAUCAGUACGCCAGCGACUUGAUAUCGAUUAGACGGACACUACCCGACCCUAGGGACGAGUGGUGCAAGCAACCCGGUCGUUAUUUAGAAGAUCUUCCGCAAACUUCUGUUGUUAUUUGUUUCCAUAAUGAGGCGUGGUCGGUGCUUCUCAGAACUGUUCAUUCAGUUAUAGACAGAUCUCCUGCACAUUUAAUAAAGGAGAUUAUUCUCGUCGACGACUUCUCUGAUAUGCCACACUUGAUGCAACAACUCGAUGAUUAUAUGUCCUCGUUGCCGAAGGUUAGGAUAGUGAGAGCAACUCAACGAGAGGGUCUCAUUAGAGCGAGGCUGCUAGGUGCUAAAUACGUCACAGCGCCAGUACUAACAUAUCUCGAUAGCCAUUGCGAAUGUACUGAGGGUUGGCUAGAACCACUUUUAGAUAGAAUUGCUCGCAACAAAACGAAUGUAGUGUGUCCUGUUAUCGACGUAAUUGACGACAAUACACUCGAGUAUCACUACCGAGAUUCUACUUCAGUAAACGUUGGUGGCUUUGACUGGAAUUUACAAUUCAAUUGGCACCCAGUACCCGCAAGGGAGCGAGCUAGACACAAACAUACCGCUGAACCAGUAUGGUCUCCGACUAUGGCUGGUGGUCUCUUUGCUAUAGAUAAAGAGUUCUUCGAAAGGCUCGGAACUUACGACAGCGGAUUUGAUAUAUGGGGUGGAGAGAAUUUGGAACUGUCAUUCAAAACGUGGAUGUGUGGUGGCACGCUGGAAAUAGUUCCUUGCUCGCAUGUCGGUCACAUAUUUAGGAAACGAUCGCCAUACAAGUGGAGGACCGGAGUUAAUGUUCUCAAGAAAAAUUCCGUCCGCUUAGCUGAAGUAUGGUUGGACGAUUAUUCAAAAUAUUAUUAUCAGCGGGUCGGCAACGACAAGGGUGACUACGGCGAUAUUAGUGGUAGGAAGGCGUUAAGAGAAAAACUUAAGUGUAAAUCAUUCGACUGGUACUUAAAGAACAUUUACCCAGAACUGUUCAUACCGGGAGAAUCCGUAGCACACGGAGAGAUUCGAAAUAUUGGCUUCGAAAGGACAUGUCUGGACUCCCCAACGCGGAAGUCCGAUCAUCAUAAGCCAGUAGGACUAUACCCGUGUCACCGACAAGGAGGAAAUCAGAUUCGCAACGUGCUAUAUGGACGUUGUAUUGUUGGUGAUUCUGAAGAGGCGUCACACGAAGUUCUUAUAAUGAUUCACAGUUGUCACGGCGCUGGUGGCAAUCAGAUCGCGAAUCCCUCUACGGAUAUGUGCGUGGACUCAGCCGCUGGGCCCGAAGACAUGAAGAAGCCAGUCAACCCUUGGCCUUGUCAUGGAGAAUAUGGGAAUCAGUACUGGAUGUAUUCGAAGAAUGGCGAGAUACGUCGUGAUGAGACCUGCCUCGACUAUUCGGGUCACGAUGUUGUUUUGUACCCCUGUCAUGGGGCCAAGGGUAAUCAAUUAUGGCUGUAUGACCCCACUACGAAGCUAAUAAAACACGGCUCGAGUGAAAAAUGUAUGGCUAUAUCACGGAAGAAGGACAAGAUUGUAAUGGAAACGUGCAACGAAAGGGAGAAUAGGCAACAGUGGAAUAUGGAAAACUUUAACGCUGACAGACUCAGUCCAGAAUUGACGGCAGAGUAG
Messenger RNA from Danaus chrysippus (African queen), 2058 nucleotides. NCBI's taxonomy places the organism in Eukaryota, Metazoa, Arthropoda, Insecta, Lepidoptera, Nymphalidae. The record is from the annotation of a GenBank genome assembly.